UGUAAUUCUUGAGCUGGCGUGAUAUGAGGUAGGAGACAGCACACUGUACACCAGAGAAUCCUGGUGCAAAGGCCUUUGUGGCCAAUAAUGAGGCUGCUAAUCAGUGAAGAGAGGAUUACAAGCAAGUGUAAGGUUUUCAGGUGAGACUUGAAGAGUGGAGAGGGACAAAGGAGCUGAUCCACAUGGCAGGAGCUGCAGAGAAAGGUCUCUCAGUGAGGAGGUGAGGGGCAGAGAAGAGGUCUGUGAUAGACAGGUUGGGGAAGGAGAUGAGGGUUUUAAAAAUUACUUUGCACUGUCCCCUGAUAUGAGAGGGGUGGGGGAAGGACUUGAUGGGGGAGGGAUGCUUCCACAUAUACCUGAGAAGGUAGCAGUAGAAGCAUCCUUGGGCUGCCAUAGAGAAGGGAGUUGCCAUAGUGAAGGCAAGAGGAUAGCAGCAGAGGUGGGGCUGAGGCCAGGCUAAUGGGGGUUGUGUUAAGGAUGAGAAGUCUGUAGACCCAGGAGGAGUAUGAAGAAAGAGUUCAGGGUCAGGACUGGCGCAAGGCUUGGGGUUGGCAAAGGCAAACAGAAAGGAAUCCGAGAGAGCUGUCAAGAUUCAGCCAAAGGGAUCUGGCUGAGGUCACAAACUGACUUGGUCACCACAGGCAGAGGGGGCCAGGGAGGAGUCGCUGCAGUCCUGCUGAUGCUAGCAGCAUGUGUGAACGUGGUGGUGAACGUUACAGGGGAAGAGAAGCUGCUUGUUCCUUCCCACCUUCUCUUGUCACUGUACUGAGGUCAUCCAGUCCCUUAUGGAAACAACUUCCCAACACAAAGGAGAAAGCAGCCGCAAAGAGGAGUGCCUCUCGGACCUGUGAGCAAAAGAAGGAAGCGGUCCCAUUAUCUGGGCUGGAGAAAGUGGGCAGGUGGAGAAGAGUGAAUAGGCUGGAGAGGGAGUGAGGGAGAAGUCGGACUGUAGCCUGGAGGGCAGUGCAGGAAUGUCCUGGAUGAGAUUUCCAGAUGUGUGGGGAGGAUAUGUCCAUAAGCCUGGACCGUGCUUGCUGUGUCCUAGGCAAGGACUCCCAGCAGCCCUCAUCUGUGAGGGAGCAAAUGGCCAGGAAAAUGACCAUCUUCUGUGACCACUGCAGCAGGCCGCUGAGGAAGAUGAGCCACCCCCGAGGGAGGAGUGGGAUGGAGCCCAGCGCUUCAAAGCCAUUCAGGUCAACAAAGGGUGCCUCUAAGGCUCGUCGGGAUCAGAUCAAUGCUGAGCUACAGACCCUGCGCUCCCUGCUGCCCAUCUCAGCACAGGAGAAGGAGCGGCUCUCGUACCUCCACACCAUGGCUUUGGUCUGUCUCCAAAUCCGUGGGGCACAGCUCUUUCCUCCAGGCUCAUCUGAACGUGCUCCUGCCAUGACGCCAGAUCUGGAGCUGCUGUCCACAUUGCCGGGGUUCAUCAUUGCUCUCUCUGCAGAUGGCAAACUGGCCUACAUCUCUGAGAACGUAGCCCAUCUCCUGGGCUUCUCUGUGGUGGAGUUGCUAGCCCAAGGAGACUCAAUCUUCGACCUACUAGUUGGCUCAGCACAUGAGGCCGUGCAGGAGAAGCUCCACUCGGCUCAGGAGCAGCCAGGCACUGAAAUUGUGUUUGUCAGUGAAAUGCGCACAUCCAGGUCCUUUCGAGUGAGAUAUGGAGGGAAUCGGGCUGUGGCAGUGAGGGGCCGAUUCCUCGCUCUGGAUGGGACGACCUCCUCCUCCAUCUUAACAUUCCUUGGCUUCUGCAGUCCCAUCAUGCAAUUGUCUGACUAUGGGGAUGGCAUUUCUUAUGAUGCCCCAUUCCAGAGCCAGCACACAUUGGAUAUGAAGGUCACUGAUGUCACAGAGAGUGUCAUUUAUCAUCUUGGCUAUGGGAGGGAGGAGCUGAUUGGUCAGUCUUGGUACAGCCUCCUACACCCUGCAGAUGUUGCAUCAGCAGCUGCCCAACACGAGAGCCUGGUGUGUGACACUGGGAGGUGCAAUCGGCACUUAGUGGUUCGCCUGCUCUGCAAAGACCUGAGCUGGGCAUGGAUGCAAAUCAUAGCAUCAAAGGAGUAUGAGAGAGGAAGAGAGACCAUCACCUGCACCAACUUCAGCCUCAGUGAGGAGGAAGCUCAGUAUCUCCGGGGCCAGAAUCCAUGGCAUAGAGUCAUCUCUGCAGCUGCCCUGAGUCCAAGGCACCAUGCCAGAGAAAAAGAGCACAAGACACUGCCAAGAACACUAAACCCCUUUCCACAGGAGACAGCACUGCCUAACCAGGGGGUACCCAACUAUAGGCCCUGCCAGCUCCCUAAUGCCCAGCAGGAGAUGCUGCUAGCUUCCCUACAACCUUCAUUCACCACCUGCUUUCCUGCUCCCACUGUAGAAGCUGGGUUACCCUCCCAGGAGACUGGGUGCUCUAUCCUACCUGCUGGGCAGAGGAAUCAAUCCUGCCCCUUCAGUGUUUACAAGUCACCCUACAGCCAGCCCUUCUCCAGUCCUUGUGCGCUCUAUUCCCCAGAGGUUCCCCUUUCUCCUGGCAGCAGCCCUUCUAUUGAUGCUUGUCCAGUCCCUGUUGGAGGGCAGUCCCCAGGCAUGUCCCCUGCAGUGUUGCAGUCUCCCGAGACAGAGAGAUGGGCAAUCAGUGUAUUGGCUGAACAGAUCCACUCCCUGGCUGAAAGCCUAUCUCAGUACACAAAGCAAGUGCAACUAGAGCCUCCUAAUGUCCCACUGUGUUCUGAGCGACCCAUUGCUGACAGCCAGCUGGGGCCAGGACAGGGCUGGGGCAACUCUGGAACAGUGGCUUUCCUAUCAGAACCCUGUUUAGAUGAAGAUAUCAUUACCAGUAUAUUAAGCAAUCUGCUGGAAAAUGGGGGUCCAACCUCACCUACCACUGCAUUGGGGUCAUCACCCACUAUUUUGUCUUCAGACUCUGACUCGCAGUGGGGCCCUCCAUUCCGGAUACCCAUGUCUCCAACAGUCACCUGUCCAGAUCAGUACCUCUCUAUACAGCCUUUGACUACCUCUGCAUCAUUUGACUCCUGUGCACCCGUGUCCCUAUGGGAUGGGGAUCUCAAGGAGACUCUAUGGUGCACUGCAGCAGAGUAA
This is a messenger RNA of Mauremys mutica (yellowpond turtle), 3090 nucleotides long. RefSeq names its product neuronal PAS domain-containing protein 4-like. Gene Ontology annotation, molecular function: protein dimerization activity; DNA-binding transcription factor activity, RNA polymerase II-specific; RNA polymerase II transcription regulatory region sequence-specific DNA binding. The record is from RefSeq and is a predicted model, not a curated record. Lineage: Eukaryota; Metazoa; Chordata; Testudines; Geoemydidae. Gene Ontology annotation, biological process: regulation of transcription by RNA polymerase II. The transcript is spliced from 9 exons. The coding region runs from base 994 to 3090 and encodes 698 amino acids.